AUGGGAAAGCUUCGUAAAGAUUUCCAUUUAUUGGGCUCACAUAGUGAUGAAAAUACAAACACGAAAUCUGAAGAAUCAGAUUCUGAAGAGAAUGAAGAGAAACCAAAUCCUUCUAAUGAUGAAUUUGAAGUUGGAAAAUUGUUAGCUGUUUAUUAUGGUGAUCCAAAUAACGUCAACAACAAAAAACUACAUUUCAAGAUUGGGAAUGCUAUGAUAGAUGACAACGCAACUGAUGAAGGGAUGUAUGAUUACUACUGGACACAUGCUCUAAACUCCGAUGAGACAAAUGCAAGGAUCAACGAGUAUUGUGGCUAUGGUUCUGGGAAUUUCUCAGCAAAGUGUUUUCAUUAUCAAAGCCAAUCAGGUAGUGAAUAUGGUGAGAUUGAUAUUUACAACAUCUACACCCCAUUCUGUGACAGAAGUAUCCAGAAACCUGCCACUGGAUCUGUCAAGAACUUUGAUCCUUGCUCUGAUGAUUAUGGCUCCUCAUAUCUGAAUCUAGCAGAAGUUCAAGAAGCUCUUCAUGCAGGAAAUACCUUAUGGGGAUUUUGCGCUGGUAUAGGAAUGAUAGACAACCCAACAACCAUUUUGCCUAUUAUCACUCAUCUUAUUGAAAAUGGAAUUAGAGUCUGGAUAUACAGUGACCAUUGGGUGCUAGUAGUACUAGGCCUGCCAAUGUUGAUACACAAUUGAAGCUUGAUAAGGUAAGGUGUGUGGAGAUUUGGGCUACUUAUGUCACAACAUUUAUUAGUGAUACAUGUAUUUGACAAUUACUUUUUGAUUAAUUUGGAACAUAAUUUUGUAUUUGACAAUAUGGUUUGUGUAAUGGAUUGUUUUUUCUAUAUUUAUGAUAUUUUAU
This is a messenger RNA of Lactuca virosa, 859 nucleotides long. NCBI's taxonomy places the organism in Eukaryota, Viridiplantae, Streptophyta, Magnoliopsida, Asterales, Asteraceae. The record is from the annotation of a GenBank genome assembly.